AUGGUUCUCAGCCGACGGGAUGCAUGGACUCUUCCACCUCCUCCUCUACCUCCUCUACCUCCGCCACCACCUCCUCCUCUACCUCCGCCACCACCUCCUCCUCUACAUCCUCCACCUCUACCUCUUCCACUCCUCUUCCUCCACCUCCUUCUUCUCCCCCACUCUCUUCUCAUCUACAUCUCCCCCAUCUCCACCUUCUCCUCCUGCAACUACUCCACCUCCUCCUCUACCUCCUCCUCCUGCAAUUCCUCAACCACCUCCAUCUCCUUCUCCACCUCCUCUUCCACCUCCUAUACCACCCCCACCUCCUCCUCCUCUACCUCCCUCAACUCCUCCACCUCUACCUCCUUCCUCACCUCCUUCACCUCCCCCACCCUCUCCUCCAUCUACAUCUCCCCCAUCUCCACCUUCUCCCCACCUCCUCUACCUCCUCCUGCAAUUCCUCAACCACCUCCACACUCACCCCCUUCUCCAUCUUCUCCACCUUCACCUCCUCCUCCACCUCCUAUACCACCCCCACCUCCUCUACCUCCCUCAACUCCUCCACCAAUACCAGCCCCACCUCCUCCUCCUUCCUCACCUCCCCCAACCUCUCCUCCAUCUACAUCUCCCCAUCUCCACCUCCUCCUGCAACUACUCCACCUUGUCCUCCUCCCCACCUCCUCCUCCUGCAAUUCCUCAACCACCUCCACACUCACCUCAUCUUCUACCUCACCUCCUUCCACCUCCAUCUUCUCCACCUUCACCUCCUCCUCCACCUCCUAUACCACCCCCACCUCCUCUACCUCCCUCAACUCCUCCACCAAUACCAGCCCCACCUCCUCCUCCUUCCUCACCUCCCCCAACCUCUCCUCCAUCUACAUCUCCCCAUCUCCACCUCCUCCUGCAACUACUCCACCUUGUCCUCCUCCCCACCUCCUCCUCCUGCAAUUCCUCAACCACCUCCUCCCCCACCCCCACCUCCUCUACCACCUCCUCCUCGACCUCCUCCUCCUCAGACUGUGA
Molecule: messenger RNA, 1005 nt
Organism: Knipowitschia caucasica
Lineage: Eukaryota; Metazoa; Chordata; Actinopteri; Gobiiformes; Gobiidae
Source: the annotation of a GenBank genome assembly